UUGAGUUUCACGGAAUGGCUCAGAUUGAGCACUCCAUUCUUAUUUUUAAUUAGUGUGUGGUUUGAUUUUGAUUUUGAACCUAGUUUGAUUUCCAAGUCAAAUAUGGAAGGGAUUUUUUUUGGUUCCUUCAGAAUUUAUCUUAAUGUUAUAUAUACUCUCUUCAUUGUUAUCUUUCUCAUUCCUCUGUUUCAGUGUGUCCAAGCAACAGCAUCUUCUUACACAACUGGGUCAAGCAUAGGUCCACUAGCAAUAGAUUAUUGCCUUGUGCUCCGGGCAAUACACGGUAGUAUCAACACGCAUGUUUCAUUUUCAUUUCAUGUAAUAGCCUUUAUGAUUAUGUUACUGGGGACUCUUGGAAAAAUGAACCACAAUCUGUAGGCCAAGCAUUAGUCAUAUAUACAAAGUUCUUGAUUUGAUUGGUUGACUGACUUGAAGAAUCAUCUUCUUCUAAAUCAAUUCUUCUCUUUAUAAAUAGAUGAAACUUUUAAUCUAGCUCAAUACAAUUUAAGCUCACAUUUCUCCAGCAACUCUUAAAGAUAUGAAGGGUUCAAAUUUUCUUUCAAUAGCUAUGAUCUUUAUGUUUCUAUCUUCAUCCUUGAGCUUGGGUUGUGUCACGUCGGAGAGGCGGGCUCUUCUUAAUCUCAAAGAAGGCCUUCAAGAUCCUCUAAAUGAGCUCGCAUCUUGGAAGGGCUUCGACUGCUGCAGCUGGAACGGAGUUGAUUGCGACCACAGCACUGGGUUCAUCUCUAGUCUCAAGCUAAACAACACGGCAUUAGGUGGUAAGAUCAGUCCUUCUAUACUUGAAUUGAAGCACUUAACAUCUUUGGAUCUCAGCUUGAACGAUUUCAACGAAACCAACAUACCGGAAUUUGUUGGUUCCUUAAGAGAACUGAAGUAUCUCAAUCUCUCGUCCUCGAACUUUGGUGGGCCAAUCCCUCACCAGCUCGGUAACCUUUCUAAACUCGAAUACCUUGACCUUGGAGCCGGAUGGAGCAGUGUGAUUAAUAGGCUAAGCGAUCAUGAUCUUGGUUGGGUUUCUAAUCUUUUUUCUUUGAGGUACAUUGAUAUGGGUGGAGUGAACCUCACAAUGGCGAAUAAUUGGCUUGAUGAGUUCAAUAAGCUUCCUUCUCUCUUAGAACUUCGAUUGUCGUCGUGUUCCAUAAACGUCAUUCCUUAUAGUCUUCCUUUCCUCAACCUUAGCUCUCUUACUGUUCUUGAUCUUUCUAGUAACAAUAUCAAUUCAACAUUACCGCCGUGGAUCUUUAACAUGACAAGUCUCUCUAUGCUCGAUCUUGGCGUUAACGCCUUUCAUGGGGAAAUCCCGGAUGCCUUUAAGAGUUCGUCUUCUCUUUCGACCAUCAUCCUCCACUUUAAUCAUUUAGAGGGCAAAAUACCAACAACAACGGGAACACUCUGCAAAAUCGAAUAUGUGGAUUUCUCAUGGAACAACUUCAGUGGGGAGAUAACCGAAUUAGUGGAAGGGCUAUCUCAGUGUCAUCCAGCGCCAAAUUUGACGCAACUUAUCCUAGCCCAUAAUUUGCUAUCUGGUUCUAUACCUUCAUCUACUGAGAAUUUGUCGUCGUUGCAAGUACUCUUUCUUCAAUCUAAUAGACUAACCGGAGUCAUUCCAGAGGGUCUGGGACGGCUAUCGAUGCUAAGACGAUUAGAUGUGUCCUCCAAUCUAUUAAAUGGUGUUAUUUCCGAAGCACACUUCGCGAACCUUAGUAGGUUGAAGGAGUUCGAUAUCUCUUUGAAUAACAUAUCUUUAACCGUGAGCUCCGACUGGGUUCCUCCUUUUCAGCUUAACAUCAUCUCCAUGCCAUCUUGCCAUUUGGGUCCUGAUUUUCCCGCGUGGCUUCGAACCCAAAAGGGCUUCUCCGAACUGGACAUCUCCAAUGCGGGCAUUUCGGAUACACUCCCGGACUGGUUCUGGAACUUGACAAGGUCCCUUCCUCUGUUUAAUCCUAACAUCACGGUGUUGCACCUCUACGACAAUUCAUUUGAAGGAACUGUUCCUUUAGAUAUCGGAGCAACAUUACCUAUGUUGAAAAAUUUAUUGCUUUCAAAUAAUCUCAUAACCGGUACCAUCCCUUCGAGCGUAUGCGAGAUGGAAUAUUUAGAGGUUCUUGGGCUUGCCAACAAUUUCUUAUCAGGAGAAUUGCCGCGGUGCUGGGGAAGCACACAACUUCUGAAAAUACUCGAUUUCGGAAAUAACAACUUUCAUGGAAGCAUUCCUGCAUCACUUGGCUCCUUAACGUUUCUUGUUUCCCUGCACUUGAACAACAAUAGCCUCUCAGGGAAGCUCCCUGAGUCACUGAAAAACUGCACUGGUUUAGUUACACUUGAUCUCGGCGACAACCGAUUAGCAGGAGAAAUACCAAUCUGGAUGGGAGAGAGCUUUCCGAAUUUGAUGGUCCUUCGACUUCAUUCGAAUAGAUUUGUUGGUAAAAUCCCGACGGAACUAUCACUUCUCACUUCACUACAGGUGUUGGACAUCGGGAACAAUAGUCUCUCAGGAACUAUUCCGAUAUCUUUCGGCGAUUUUACUGCGAUGAUCGAGACUCAGAAAAGCGGAGAUCUUCUGUACGAAAUCUGGGGCAGUUAUGUCGAUAAUGUGGUGCUCUACAUGCAAGGGAGAGAGCUAACAUACACUAAGACGCUUGAUUUGGUUACAAGUAUAGACCUCUCGAGCAACAAACUGCACGGGAAAAUACCUGAUGAGCUAACGAAUCUUGUGGGUCUAAUCGAUCUCGAUCUCUCGAACAAUGAGCUCGUCGGAAAAAUCCCCGAAAAGAUCGGUGCUCUUAAAAUGCUAUUGUCUUUGGAUCUAUCAAGAAACAAACUUUACGGUCCGAUCCCUCCGAGCUUAUCGACCAUGACCUCUCUGAACCACUUGAACUUGUCAUACAAUGAUCUAAGCGGGCGAAUUCCGACCGGUUCCCAGCUCCAAACGUUCAACGAUCCGUCAAUUUACGUUGGAAACACCGAUUUGUGUGGGCCGCCGUUGAGCAACAAAUGCCCGGAUGAUGACAAACAUCCGAAAACAAAUGCUACUGCUAGUCAUGAAAAUGAAUCUGAAGCGGUGUGGUUCUAUUCUAGCAUUCCACCAGGAUUUGCAUUUGGGUUGUUGCUUGUGUACGGUGUGAUGUUAUUUAAGAGCACCUGGAGGUUUGCAUUUUUCUUGUCCAUUGAUAGCAUGUAUGAUUGGUUUUAUGUGACAAUUGGGGUGAAUAUGCGCAGACUGAGGAGAAAGUUUGGGGCUGAAUAAGUGUAUUAAAUUAUCAGAUUUGUAAUGUGCAUGAUUUUUACUUCUUUUAAACA
Messenger RNA from Ananas comosus (pineapple), 3321 nucleotides. RefSeq names its product receptor like protein 30-like. Gene Ontology annotation, molecular function: protein binding. NCBI's taxonomy places the organism in Eukaryota, Viridiplantae, Streptophyta, Magnoliopsida, Poales, Bromeliaceae. The record is from RefSeq and is a predicted model, not a curated record. The transcript is spliced from 2 exons. The coding region runs from base 539 to 3268 and encodes 909 amino acids.